Molecule: messenger RNA, 1032 nt
Organism: Photinus pyralis (common eastern firefly)
Lineage: Eukaryota; Metazoa; Arthropoda; Insecta; Coleoptera; Lampyridae
Product: keratin-associated protein 4-3-like
Exons: 6
Coding region: 43-963 (306 amino acids)
Biological process (GO): actin filament bundle assembly
Cellular component (GO): actin cytoskeleton; plasma membrane
Molecular function (GO): actin filament binding
Source: RefSeq, a predicted model, not a curated record
CGUCAAAAUUUGGAUGGUACCUCAAAAUUGCUAGUGCAUAAAAUGCAGUGUUGUGCCCGUUGCGAAAGAAGAGUUUUUUGUACAGACAGAAUCAUAGCGUUAAACAGAGUCUGGCACACCUUUUGCCUCAGCUGCUGCAACUGUGAUAAGUUACUGGAGCCGGCGUCACUAAAAUGCGCGAACGGAGAAAUCUACUGUAAGUGUUGCUACAAGUUUUUGUUUGAUUGCAGAGCUCGGUGCGAGGAGGUUUGCUACGGUACUCCAAUGCCCAAGUGUAGCUGUUGCUGUAAGCCUAACCUGUACUGCCUGAAGCCGGCGUGCCCGAAGAAGACAUGCGCGCCAUGCUGUGAGCCGGUGUGCUGUGCGCCCAAGAAAUGCGCUCCCAAUCCGUGUUGCUCGCAGGUGUGUCCGCCGGUUGUUCCGAGGGAAACGGCGAAUUACUAUAACAGAAACCACCGCCGGUGCAAAUGUUGCCCUCCACCGGAGUGCAUGCAACCGUGUAAGCAAGUGUGCAGCCCCUGCACUGUAAUGGAGCAGUGUCCCCCGAAAAUCUGCUGUGAUUCCGGCUGCGAUCCGGAGCCAUGUUGUAAUUCACCACGUCGUUGUAUUAUGUACCCCCCCAUUAAAUGUUGUGAACCUUACCCUUCAGAGAUAAUCUGCGUGUCACCGAACGCCGACGAUCCACCACGAAGAUGUUGUCCAGCAUCCCGAUCGUGCAGCUGCGCGAAGAGUACGAAUUGCUGCGAGUCGUUCUGUCAACGCUGCUACCAGAAAGUCUACCCAUUUGAACGAAUACCUGCUGCAGGAGGUGUCUUUCACAACUGCUGUUUUACGUGCCACUGCUGCGGCAUGCAGCUAGACAUCGCCAAGUCCUACGCACACUGUGGAGAAAUCUACUGUAGAGGUUGUUAUAAACGGAUGUAUGGGGUGGAACGGUACGGCAUGGAAAAUUAUGGAGUAUAAAUAGCACAACACAUAAAAAUGUAAAUAUCAACUGAACGUAACUUGAAAAUUAAAUGUAACCAAAAAUAA